UAUUUUGUGCCAUUAAACUGGGGUUAACUUUUGUUGUUUACUUUUCCACCUUAGAACUAAUGGCACUGAAAGAGAAGAAAGUACUUAAUGAAAUUGAAGAGGAAGAUCAGUAUGAGAUUCUUCAUGAUUUCACAACUGGAGAAAAUAAAAAUCUUGACGUCCACAAGACAAUUAAUUCUAUGGACAGCCUUUUUACCUGCCAACAGUGUGGAAACAGUUUCACUCAUAAAGGAAGCCUUUACAGGCACAUGAGAGUUCACACUGGAGAGAAGCCUUACACAUGCCCUCGGUGUGGAAACCAUUUCACUCAUAAAGAAAGCCUUAACAGGCACAUGACAAUUCACACUGGAGAGAAGCCUUACAUGUGCCCACAGUGUGGAAAGAGUUUCAGUGAUCCUGGAAACCUUAAAGUCCACAUGAGAGUUCACACUGGAGAAAAGCCUUUCAUCUGCCACUGGUGUGGAAGUAGUUUCAGUCAACAUGUAAAUCUUGAAGCUCACAUGAGAAUUCACACUGGAGAGAAGCCUUUCACCUGCAAACAGUGUGGAAAAAGUUUCAACAGAAAAGGAAAUCUUAAUAACCACAUGAGUGUUCACACUGGAAAGAAACCCUUCACCUGCCAUCUGUGUAGAAAAGGUUUUAAGGAAAAACGAAACCUUUAUGCCCACAGGCGAAUUCACAAUAUGGAGAGAUUUUUUACCUGCCUACAGUGUGGAAAGAGUUUCGGUCAUAAAGGAUACCUUAACAGGCACAUAAGAACUCACACUGAGGAGAAGCCUUACACAUGCUCUCAGUGUGGAAAGAGUUUCAGUCAAAAACGAUACCUUGACGUUCACAUGAGAAUUCACACUUGAGAAAAGUUUUAACCAAAAAUGUAACCUUAAAGGGUUGGUUAACCCCAAAAUGAAAAUUCCGGUCUGCGUCUUUUCGAGAAUGACUGCAUAAUUCAUCAGCUCCAUCAAUUUCCAUGAACUCUACAUGAAUGAAGUCUUCCAUUUUAAGUGCUGACAGAGUUAAGGCCAUUUUACACUGAUCACGAUGCGGAAAAGCGAGGCGAAUCGCCGACGAACAUUGCUUUCACAUAGAACAAAAAACGAUUGUUUACCUUAUGAUAAUUCACUUCUGCACACUAGGUGUUGCUGACCAACAAUGCAUUUUUCCUCAGAUAUGCUUAUGUAUCUCGUAAAUGAAUUUAACAUCAUCCCCUGCUCAAUACACAGCAUUAAAUUAAGAUAAACAAGGUUCUACACCAGAAACAAACUAUCUAUAAUGCUUACAAGAAUAGGCUAUAUCCUAAAGUAAAAUUAGAAGUACAAUUAGAAUCAAGCUACACUUGAAAAUGUAUGUAAUUAUUAAUGUAUUUGCUUACGCACUUUAAGCCAUCAUCGAGUGCUUGUAAUAACUUCUGAUGAUGAUCUAUAGUUGAUUUUGAUUAAUAAGCAGACAUGCACUAUUUGUAUGUUUGAUAAUGCUAAACUGCUAAUAAUCGUCAUAAACGUCCUUUAUUGCUAUAAAAAUACCAUGAGCAGCAUACAAAAUACAUACAAAAAUAUAUUGUCAAAAUCAUGUCUAUUUGCUUUCAUAUUUCAUGUGUAGAAAAAGAGUGAGCACGCUCUAACUGAUAACACUCAUGCACAUGUAAGAAAAUGGAUGGUGCUCUACAGAUCACAUAAUUCAGUGUUUAAUUAAUAUAAAUGUUAUUCUGUAUAAAGAACACAUGAGAAUAAAUAUGUUCUCUAAUACCAAUGAUAACAAGAACUUAGCAUCAACUCUCUUCUCUUAUCUGGGAUACUCUUCCUCUGUUUGUUUACACUAUGUUUGUUUGUUUCUUCUGUUUGUUUCUUGCCUUUUUGUGCAACAGCAGCUGCUCCGGUCACGUGAUCCUAGCUCAAAUCUUAUUGGACGGCCCAUGUUUUCGCUGUGCGAAACUGAAAAGAUUCGUCGGACUGGUUAAAAAAUUUAUUUUUUACAAUUUUCGGUGCGCGAAUGUUCACUGUCUAUGUGGAAGCAUACAUAAAAAUCUAUUGUUUUAGUCCAGUGCAUCAUCACGUCCGAUAUUCAUUUCGCUUUUUCGCACUCCAUGUGGAAAGGCUUUUAUGAAUGGGGCAACUAUGGAGAAAAGGGAAAGACCAAGAAAAAACACUACAAAGGACGAUGAAAACAAUCCAAUCGUACCUGAAUAAAUUAGCGCGAGUGACGACGCAGCACAUGAGGGAGAGCAAAUUAGCCUGUCGAAGAUUCCUAACGAGAUCAAGGACUUUUGACAAGACAGUCACAGACAACUUCAGGAUAUAUAAAAAAAGAACUGAACAAGCCUAAUAAAAGAAUCGAAGAGGCUGAAAAUAGAAUAGAUGAAGCGGAGACCCGAAUUCAAAACAUGGAAGAAGUGCUGAAAGAGAUGCUAUGGAUAACAGAACAAAUUGAAGCCCGGCUAAUUGACCAAGAGGGUCGAGCCAGACUGUCAAACAUCAGAAUUUACGGCAAACCAGAAAGAGUUGAGGAAAACUCUUCGGACAUGAUUUCUUUCCUGGAGGAUUUUCUUAAAUCGACCCUGGAUCUGAUCCCACCGGUGGAUCUCCAGAUUGAACGGAUUCACAGAGUGCUUGCGCCUAAUCCAUCAACCGCAGCCAAACCAUGCUCGAUAAUCGGCAAGUUUCUCAACUACAGGAGAAAAGAGUUGGUUAUCAAAAUGGCCUGGAAGAGGAAGGUGAUCGAAUGGAAAGGCAACAGGAUUUUUUCGAUAAUGACUAUGCCCCUGAUGUGCUGUGGAAAUGGAGGAAAUAUCAAGAAGCUAAAAGGAUCUUGAGGGAGCACAACAUCAAAUUCCAAACACGAUUCCUGGCCAGGUUAAAGGUGUUCUAUUCUGAAGGCACGGUUCUCUACAACUCCACGGAAGAGGCAACAACCGAUAUGGGGAAAAGAGGUCUCCCAGUGACUGUACACAGCACACCUUCCUCACUGAUUGAGCGUGUUCAGUGGCUGACCUGGAGAAAGAAACCCCUCAGAGUAAUCAUGUUAUCUCCAUAAGAACGAUAUGAUUGGCAGAACAAAUUUACCAGGAUUUUUGAAAAGGUCCUGUUCACACAUGAUCUCUUAAUGGUAACCUCCCGGUAAUUUAUCAGUGAAGACUGUAUGUGUGAAAGGGGCUAAACUCUUCUUCUGUAUGUGAAUUUGAAUUAAUGUUCAUCUGGGAAAACUGUGCAUUAUCUCUAGAUUUGUAACGUAAAUCAUUUAUAAACUUUUGCCAACACAGGAGAAUACAUCAACCUGUUUCUAAAUAUGCUAUUUAUUGUACAUAGUGAUUUCAAAAUAAACGUUUCUGCAUGUGGCCAAACAUUAAAAUAUAAUGGAUUUAAACAUUGUUUAAUCACGCUGUAAAGUGAAACGUCACAAGGCCAUUGGCGCCCUCUGCAGGUAUUUGUUUUAAUACAUAAUGUGCUUAUGUUGGUUAUGUUCAUAUUAUGGAUAGGCAUAUUACAUUAUGUAUUUUAACAGUGUUGUUCAAUAAAACCAUGUAAUUACUUGGUUUUGAUAUUUUAUUUGAGCCAAUUAUUAUUUCCUCAUCGUUAGUUUAUCUAUUAAUAGUCAAUCCAAAGCCUGGUUUUCACUUAGGUCCGUUUGUGUUACUACAAAAUAUCAAUUACUCAGUUGUCAAAAUAAUCAGUGGAUUACUUGAUUACCAAAAUAAUCAUUAGUUAUAGUCAUAGAUUAGUUUCUAAAUACA
Molecule: messenger RNA, 3724 nt
Organism: Cyprinus carpio (common carp)
Lineage: Eukaryota; Metazoa; Chordata; Actinopteri; Cypriniformes; Cyprinidae
Product: gastrula zinc finger protein XlCGF8.2DB-like
Exons: 1
Coding region: 60-854 (264 amino acids)
Source: RefSeq, a predicted model, not a curated record